AAAAGAUUCAGUAUCAUCUGAAACCAAAGGGCAAAGGCCUUGAACACUAGGAAGACUGACAAUGGAAGAGCCAUUUCUUAUAAGAGAGGAACAGUUAGUCCCCAGUACAAGGACAUGGCACAGAGGUCAGCUCACCGUGGAGCUGAAGAAAGUAUGCCGCUUGGCCGCUCCUAUGGCCACCGUGACCAGUGCUCAAUACCUUUUACCUGUCAUCUCAGUCAUGGUGGCCGGCCACAAUGGGGAGCUUCAGCUCUCCGGCGUCGCUCUUGCCACCUCUUUCACAAACGUCUCCGGUUUCAGCAUUAUGUAUGGAUUAGCGGGUGCUUUAGAAACUCUCUGUGGCCAAGCUUAUGGAGCUAAACAAUACGAGAAACUCGGAACCUACACAUACUCUGCAAUCGCCUCCAAUAUCCCAAUCUGUUUCCUCAUAUCAACUCUUUGGAUUUACAUGGACAAGCUCUUGGUCUCUCUUGGACAAGACCCUGACAUCUCAAGAGUCGCUGGCUCCUACGCCUUUUCGCUCAUACCGGCUUUGUUCGGACAAGCCAUUGUCAUACCACUGACUCGGUUUCUUCUGACGCAAGGGUUGGUUCUUCCCCUUCUCUACUGUGCCGUAACCACCCUUUUGUUCCACAUCUCCGUUUGCUGGAUUUUGGUUUUCAAGUUUGGUCUGGGAAGCAAUGGAGCUGCUUUGUCUAUUAGUGUGUCUUUCUGGUUCUAUGCUGUGAUACUCGCAUGCUAUGUGAGAUUCUCCACCUCUUGUGAGAUGACACGCACCUUUGUAUCCGAUGAUUUUGUGUCCUGUGUCAAACAGUUCUUCCAUUACGGAGUUCCAUCAGCAGCAAUGUUGUGCCUAGAAUGGUGGCUUUUUGAGCUACUCAUACUCUCCUCAGGACUACUCCCAAACCCGAAACUUGAGACCUCUGUUCUUUCAAUAUGUCUUACAACAGAAACAUUGCACUAUGUAAUUUCAAAUGGAGUUGCCGCGGCUGUGAGCACACGCGUGGCAAACAAUUUGGGAGCUGGGAGUCCUCAAGUUGCUAGGGUAUCAAUAUUGGCAGGGCUUUGUCUCUGGUUUAUAGAGUCAGUUUUUUUCAGUACGCUUCUCUUCACAUGCCGGAACAUCAUAGGCUACGCAUUCAGCAACAGCAAAGAAGUCGUGGACUAUGUCGCGGAUAUAUCUCCUUUGCUCUGUCUUUCCUUCAUCCUGGAUGGGUUCACUGCAGUGCUUAAUGGUGUAGCUAGGGGAAGUGGGUGGCAACACAUUGGAGCUUGGAACAAUGUGGUGUCUUAUUAUCUGGUAGGAGCUCCGGUUGGACUUUACUUAGCUUUCAGUCAUGGGUUUAAUGGAAAAGGAUUGUGGUGCGGUGUUGUGGUUGGAUCCGCUGUUCAAGCAACUAUUCUGGCUAUCGUCACAACUUCCAUGGAUUGGAAAAAACAGGCUGAGAAGGCAAGGAAGAGAAUAAUCUCUAGGGAAAAUGGAUUAGCUUAAACGAAGAGUGUUUCUUAAUUAAUACAUAUUGAGAGAUACGAAGGACUUUGAUUUUCUUCAGUUUUGGUAUACAAAUGUAAUUGUUUUCUUAUAAACAAGUGAAUUAAAAAAAACAACAUCUCGGUUA
Molecule: messenger RNA, 1619 nt
Organism: Brassica oleracea var. oleracea
Lineage: Eukaryota; Viridiplantae; Streptophyta; Magnoliopsida; Brassicales; Brassicaceae
Product: MATE efflux family protein DTX1
Exons: 6
Coding region: 62-1492 (476 amino acids)
Biological process (GO): xenobiotic detoxification by transmembrane export across the plasma membrane
Cellular component (GO): membrane
Molecular function (GO): xenobiotic transmembrane transporter activity; antiporter activity
Source: RefSeq, a predicted model, not a curated record